Polypterus senegalus (gray bichir) is the source of this 4531-nucleotide messenger RNA. Its product is annotated as SH3 and cysteine-rich domain-containing protein 2-like. The transcript has 11 exons. Bases 1429 to 2604 code for a protein of 391 amino acids. Lineage: Eukaryota; Metazoa; Chordata; Cladistia; Polypteriformes; Polypteridae. The record is from RefSeq and is a predicted model, not a curated record. Gene Ontology annotation, biological process: positive regulation of voltage-gated calcium channel activity; positive regulation of protein localization to plasma membrane; skeletal muscle contraction. Gene Ontology annotation, cellular component: extrinsic component of cytoplasmic side of plasma membrane. Gene Ontology annotation, molecular function: protein binding.
UGCUACUGAAGCGGUGGUUGCGGCACCCGGCCACUCACCAAUACGACGACCCGCUGCGCCUUUUAGGUUUAUAUGGUGAUCGUUGUCCCAACAAUUAAACCGAGUCCUAAGCCGCGCAAACUGAUCGACAUCACUCUGCAUACAAACGCUUCAGACGGAACCCGUUUUAGGUGAUCCGUGUGUGAAAGGUGUAGCACAGAUUCGCCCGUAUCCGCCUCAACGCGAUUUUAGCAGACCAUGAAAGUGAUGAUUUAUGGAAUCGGUCUGAAACUGGGCAAAUCAGAGGGAUAGUCAUACACUGGGCACCCUGUUUUUUUGACAUAGGCUAACGGUCAUUUACUAAGGCUAACGAUAACUAAACUAUGGAGAUACUCGUCAACUAGUAAUGGCUAAAAAGCACGAUUUAGGACCAGUCCUGUCAGCCUUCAUUAUUUCGUUUUAACUUGGACAUCCAGGUUCGGCAGUGUUAGCGCUGAUUUGUCUAACGGACAGCAGACCCCGAGUCACGUCCUGAUUCACUGAUUUUAUUGCAGCCGCAUUUUGGCAGCUGCUCCAUCCCGAGUCCCAUCUUAAUACACUAGCUUCUUCAGGGAAUUCGACAAACACCAGUCCGCAUUUUUUUUUAUAAAGAUUUACAACACACCUCUUGAAACGGGGAACAACGGUCCACCUACAAAAAAAGUUUCCUCGGACCAGCCUACGCCCGAAAUCUUUAGACACCGUUAGAGUUCUUGAUUUGUAAGAGCUCGCACCUUGUCUCAGGGGACAGCUUACAUUAUUACCUGCAUUCAUGUGCAAGAUGAAUCUCUGGACCUACAAGAAGCUUUAUUAUCCGGCUGACUAGCAUCCCGCCCCACGUCUCGGUUGCUCCCUCAGCACACUUGCAGCUUAUGACAUCGGAGGAUCGUUGAGGCAAAAGCCAGCAGCACCAACCGACGGACCACUCAUCAUUCUUGGCGUGCGUCCUGCCUCAGUGGACUACUUUAGCAACAUAUUGCUUACCGCCCCACACGAAGCGUUCAGAUCACAACCAAUCAUCCCGACCCGCAAGAAAGAAAGCGCAACCUUUUCAGCCCGCAACAUCGCUUCGCUCAAGUCCUGCACCAGCAAGCCACAAUCUUGGCGAGGCGGCUUCUCGAGACCCGUUGUGGUCGCAUGAGAGGCAGGAGCGUGCCAAUUAAAAGUGUCUGCCGUCAAUGAACACGUCGGUCAUUUUACUGAGCGCGAUCUCUGCGUCUGGAGAGAAGCGGCUUGCAGAGGAGCCUACGGCACCUGAAUGUCAAGGCAACAGUUAAGGUGAAUAUCUGAAAGGCAGUCGAGUGAACUGGAUCGCCUAGCACCUGUGCGAAAGAAGCACGGGGGAGCCGCGCUUGUCCUCUGAGCGAACAGGUUCACCUUGGAGGCAGCAAACCGAGGGAUAGAGAAGACAUGACUGAAAACAGCGACAAAGAGGGCGAGCCCCAACAGCCAGAGGCGUCGCGAUCUCCGAGUAGCGUGUCCGUGCUGCCGGACUCUAAGCUACAAAGACUAAAACGCUCUCUGUCCUUCAAGAAGAUGAUCCGCAGCAAAAGUGUGGAGAACUUCUUCCAGCGUGCCAACAGUGAAAUCAAACUUGCCAGCGAACUCAUUGCUGUAUCGCCCCUUUCUCCUCCUCCUCCUCCUCCUCCAGAGAACUCACCCUCAUCUUACCCUGACCCGCCGUCGCCCAGUCCCAGUCCAGCCCUCUUGGCCAGAGCCCCAGCGCCAGCACGCCCACAGCAGACCCACUACUUUCAAGAGCAUGUGUUCCGCAAGCCCACCUACUGCCAGCUCUGCAAACAUAUGAUUGUAGGGAAUUCCAAGCAGGGACUGCGCUGUAAGAGCUGCAAACUUGGCGCCCACUUGUGGUGUUCUUCAGAACUGUCCCAACAGCUGUGCAGUGGUAAAACGUCAGGGGCAUUCAAGAGAAACUUCAGUUCUCCUUUGCUUGUUAAUGACCAGUUGGAAGUUGUGAAGGAGGCGCCACCUGCUGGAGGAAAAGGACGUGUGGACCCCGUAUAUGAGACCCUGCGUUAUGGGACUUCCCUUGCACAGAUGAGUCGCUCAAGCUUUAGCAGUGUGUCUGAAUCGCCUACUCGGAGCCAGGGUGACAGAGAAGAAAGUCCAGCAGAGGAGGAAGGCCAGCAUGAUAGUGUAUUUGCAGCAGAAAAUGAGAAGACAGAGCCAGGGGACAGGGUCAUCGUGAAGACUCCAAGGCGGAUUGAGGUGCAUCCCAUGCAUACCUAUGUGGCACUGUACAAAUUCAUUCCACAGGAGCAGAAUGACCUGGAACUGCAGCCAGGAGACCGAGUGCAGGUGACAGAUGAUUCCAACGAGGACUGGUGGAAGGGGAAGAGCAUAGACAAAGAGGGUUACUUCCCUGCAAAUUUUGUCCAGAGAGUGAGGCCAGGUGAAAAGGUGUGGAAGGUGACACAAUCUUUUCAGGGCAACCGGGACCUGGGCCAGCUGAGCAUCAAGGAGAGUCAGAUUUGCGUUGGCAAGGGGGAUGAAACUGAUGGCUUUGUGAAAGUGAGCAGUGGAAAGAAACGGGGUCUUGUACCCACAGACUCAUUAGACGAGAUCUGAGGUCUGGAUGAUCUUGCAUAUUCAAGAUGAUGUUGUGACUAAAGCCAUUGCAAUCUACUGCCUGCUCACCUGGACGACCUCAGUCUUCAGCAGCACCCCAAGUAUGGAUCUCCUCAAAGAAAGCCGUGCACUGACAGCAUUUCCCAAUACCUCAACCAUCAAUUUUCAAUCGGACAUUAGCAAAAGAACAGCCCCCUCACUCACUAGGCUGUGUUAAUGUUGUUCAGUGUUGAUUAUUAUAGUAUAGGCACAGGGGUGCAGGAAAUGUUUUUGAUGGCAGUAAUUUAUUUAAAUUGCCAUUCUCCAGUUCUUACAAAGAGGGAUGGAAAAACUAGUAUUGUGUUUUCCUUGCAAGACAGAAACAUGUUUGUGGCAGUGUGUACUCAUCUUGGGUGUCUGCAAGGCAGCAUGCAUUAUAGAAAGUUGUGUACAUUGUAAAGUGACGAUUACUAGGCUCUCUUACUGCACUAGCACAUCUUUUUGCAACUGAAAUGUUCUUCUUGCCAUCAUAACACAAAACAAAAACACUUGCAGCUGAUUUGCAACUCUACAUUUCCUCUCUGUGAACAGUGAUUUUUCCAGUUCUAACAUUAGUUCAACCCAGCAGUUAGUGCAUUUCAGGUUUUUCACAGAGGUUCACACAGUUCCAAGUCCGUCACAAGAUAACCUCGAUGAUCAAUGAUGUGUCUGCUCAGGAAUUUUCUCAGGGCAACACAACCCCCAAAGGAGUUCUCCUUUGGCACAAUUUGAGCUUCUGUCUUUGAGGGUGCCUCUUACGCAACUGUAGGCUGUCUCUCUCUCAGCCUUCCUGUGACACUCACCCCUUCCUCAAGUGAAUCAAGGUCAUGAUACCAUUUGUCCCUGCUCCAGAACUCACUCAGGGCAGCAUCCUCCUUUCACAUACUUGUCCUCCCUUAGGGAACAGCAGUGGCAGAACUCAAACUUGGGGAAUUUGGAUUACAUGUAGGCCUUUCCUGCCACCAUACAAAAGGAUCUGCCUUUGGCAUAAGCGGAUAAGGCCUCAGGUUUGUGGACAGCUUCUCCGUGUGAGAAUGUGAAAUAGAAAGGAUCACGGUACUGAGCAAUUUCUUGCUGGUGACAUAUCGAGAUUGAGAGAGUGUGCCUGCCAGCUCUUUAAUUUGAUACUGUCCCAAUUGCAGUAGAAAUCAUAAGCUCUCUGGCUCAGUUUGGGGAGUGACUUCCCUUUAGCUCUAACUAGAUAAGCUGCUGGUUAAUGACUCAGAGGUCCUGGGUUUCAGGCCAGCUUCUCUGUGUGAGGACAUGAAACUGAGACAGGUGAGGCCAGGUAUAAUUUAUUACUGGUGACAAAUGGAUUCCAUAUAUUUUGUAGCGUCAGGUUGUGGUGUUCCAGCAUGCUUGUCUAGUUUGGCUAUGUCCAUCUACCACAUUAUCUUUGGCUUUCCAAUUGUCAAGCAUGCAAAUGGUGGUCACAUUGCUAAGUAUUGAGCUUUAUUCCUUGUAACUCAUUUUGUAGCAUUCUUUAAAACAAACCUCCUCAUAUUCGGAAACUUUCCUUGCUUCAUUUAUCUAUAUUCUCGGCUCUACUAAAAUUGUUCUAACCCAGCAGCAUGUUGCACCUGCCUGCAUGAUUUUGAUUCCAUGCGUCUCCCAGUUUGAUCCAAGAAAUUCAAAGAUGCAGAGGUCAGUAAGAACUUGACCAUAGGCAAACAUCUGAACAUUUAUGUUAUUGCGGUAAGCAGGAGACAGACACAAGCACCUGUAGGUUUUGGAUGAAACAUCUUUUCAAAACGGGAUGUCAAAUACAAGAACUUUUCUUUCCAGCGCUUAUUUCAUUCUAGAUCAUUCACAGCAGUUUCAGUUGUUAUUUUUUCGGUUCACCGACAAAAGCGCGAUAGACAUAUGCGCCCCGACAAAACCGCGACAGACAAAUGAGCGCCGACAAACC